CAAUCUGAUGAUGCUGGAUGCUAGUGAAUAUGAUCUGAGGAUACAAAGAGAACAAACAACACACAAGAUGAUCCAGUUUGUAGAGUAAAGAAUGGGGAAAUGAAGAGUCAAUGUGAUCUUUAUUAUAACAGACCUGAAGUAACAGUAAUUAAAGGGACUCUGAUAAUAAACCCUGUGAACAGAACAGAUUCAGGGAAUUACAGAUUAACUGUCUAUAACUCAGAUGGCUCAGAAACAUCUAGAGAUCUUCACGUGAUUGUUGAAGGAUCAGCUACUGCUGCAGCGACCUCUAGCUUGACCUCUAGUUUGACCUCUGCAUCAACACAGACAUCAGAUUACGGUCUGGAUCGGUUCUGCAGUUUUGAUCAGUCUGAUCCCUGUUACACAGCUCUGGGACACAAACUCAAUCUACUGAUGGUGAACGCUAGUGAAUAUGAUCUGAAGAUACAAAAGAGAAUAAACAACCCACUAGAUGAUCCAGUUUGUAGAGUAAGAAAUGGAACGAUGAAGAGGAGUGAAUGUGAUCUUUAUAGAAACAGACCUGAAGUAACAGUCAUUAAAGGGACUCUGAUAAUAAACCCUGUGAACAGAACAGAUUCAGGGAAUUAUAGAUUAACUCUCCUGAACUCAGAAGGAUCAGAAACAUCUAGAGAUCUUCAGGUGAUUGUUGAAGGAUCAUCUUCUGCAGCUGUGACCUCUAGUUUGACCUCUACCUUGACCUCUAGUUUGACCUCUAGCUUGACCUCUGCAGUGACCAGCAGCACACAAACACCAGAACGUGUGUCUGUGGUGUUUGUUCUGGUCUGGUGUCUUCAGAUGAUGGUUCUGUUGGGUCUUUUAGGAGCUUUUCACAUCUACAUGAGACACACGUCAGGAAAGAAACAAGAAGAUCAGGAAGAGGACGAGAAGAUUUAGAGAAGGACAUGAACACACAGCAGAAGAUUCAUGAGAGCAGCAGCAGAUCCAAGAUUUCCUACAUGAUUUUAGAUGUACUUGUGUACUUUUCAUUUCCAAUCUCUCUUUGUUAAUUUAGACAGGAUUGGGAGAGUUACAUUUAAAAUGUAAUUUUUACGUUCUCAUUAACCAUAGCCUAUUCUGCAAGAGGAAUGAAACUUAUGAGCUUAGGGUACUUUUGCAGACUGUCCG
Messenger RNA from Puntigrus tetrazona (Sumatra barb), 1146 nucleotides. RefSeq lists its product as uncharacterized. The transcript is spliced from 6 exons. The record is from RefSeq and is a predicted model, not a curated record. Bases 100 to 915 code for a protein of 271 amino acids. Lineage: Eukaryota; Metazoa; Chordata; Actinopteri; Cypriniformes; Cyprinidae.